AUGAGUUAAUUGGUUUCUUGUAGCAAAAGCAUUCUCAUACAUGAUUAAUCUAUGGACCCUAUUUUAAGAAUAAACCCACAUAAAUCUAGCAUUAAUUGUUGCAUUUGGAAUCACAAUAGUAUUUGAAAUUUUAAAUUUAAUAGGUUGUGUUAUUGCGAGUUGUGGAAAUGAUGGAGUUAUAGUUUUAAGUAGAGCUACAGAUGGUGAAUCCUUAUUACCUUUGGAACAUAAUGGAAAGGCUAUUAAUGCAAUUUCAUUUACAUCAAAUAGUUAAUAUUUAGCAAGUGGAGGUCAUGAUUCAAUUGUGCGGGUAUGGGAUUUGAAAAAGAAAUCUAUUCAAAGUCAUCUAAAAGGACAUUAUUCUUAAAUUAAUUCAUUACAUUGGAAUUCUGCAGACACACUUAUUGCAAGUGCCUCUAAUGUAGGUGAUAUUCUUGUUCAUGAUGUAAAUACACAGAUUGCAGUAUCUACUUUCAAUUUAAAAGGAUCAAAAACACCUGGAUUUAAGGCAGUUAAAUUUAUGAGCAAAAAUCUCUUAUGUUCAGGUAGUAAUGAUGGAUCUGUGACAAUCUUUGAUCUAAAUAAGAAUGAAUAUUAAUGCAAUUUCUCAUCUUAACAUACUAGCAAAGUUACAGGACUAGGUGUUACUUAAUCAUUAGUAUGUAGUGUUGGAACUGAUCAAAAAUGUUAUCUUUAUAGUAUUGUUGAUAAAAAGGUUACACAUACAAUAGCUUGUGAAAAUCCAUUGAAUUCUGUUGCUAUAUAAAAUGAUGAUUAUUCUGUUACUGUGGGUACUCUGUAUGGAUAAAUAUAUGUUUAUGAUAUAAGAAUGACUUAGAAACCUAAAUUGUAGUUUAGAGGACAUGACAACUCUAGUGUUAACUAUAUGGAAUAUUAAAAUAUUGAAUCAUAAUCUCAAUAACCUCCUCCAUCAUAAAGAUUAUUAAAUGAUAGCAAUUUGAGUGUUUAAUCAUAAUUAAAACCUAAUCAAACCAAAUCUCCAUUGAUAUUAGAAAUAAAGAAAGAUAGUACUAAAGAUUUGAGUACUUUAAGUAAUAAAGAAUCAAUGAUUAAAAUUGAAUAAUAAAAGCAAAUGUAAUAUGAUUAAUGUAAACUAAAUCCAAUUUAUUUAGGUAAUAGUUCAAUCUCGUGUGUAAUCAAGUUAGUAAUCUAAAUUUGAUUAAUCUACUAGUAAAAUUGAGGAUAUUUCUAGAAAAUAUGAAGUUAGUAGAGUAAUUGGAGGAUAAAAUGAGUAUUUAUUUUUUUUAUUAUUAUCUUUAGCUUUACUGAUGAGUAAAAAAAAUAUAUUCAACAAUAGAUUAAUGAUUAAACAUAUCAAUUAAAAAAGAUUGUUUAAGAUAGUGUUAGUUCUAUGCAUGUUGAUAUGAUUAGAUAAUUUUAAAUUUAACAAAAUGAAAUGUAAUAACUCUUGGAUCAAUAUAUGAAAGAACAAAGUAAUCUAGUUUAGAGAAUCUCAUAAUUAGAAUAAGAGAAUCAGUAAUUAAAAAGAUAAUCGUAUUGAAAUAAAUUAAUAAUUUAUGUUAUAAGUUUAUCUUGUUAGAUAUGAUUGUUUUAAAAUUCAAUAACUCAUUCCAAAUAGAAUCUUUUGCAUUCUAUUUUAUACUAUAUGUGUUAUUGAUUUAAUACUACUUCUAUUUUCAUGUUCCUUUUUUAUUUUACCAUACUAAUAACAAGACAUUGAAUAGCAAUUUAUAAUUGAAAAAGUAAUUUGUAACUAUUUUAUUUAGUAAACUACUGAUUGGAACCUUAAUUUAUAUUAAACAGAAUUUAGACAAUAUCCUAUCAUAGGAAAACUCAAUAAUUAACAAUUUCCUUUUGAAAUAAAUCAUUAUCAUAAUACUCUCAAUAACAACACUUCAACGUACUUCUAGAAAACUAAUUUUCAUGAAUAUUUUGGCUAUAUAGAUUAUUAAUUAGCUAAUUUGAUGCUACCUAAAGUUCAUUGCCUCUUAUUUUAGAUUUCAAAACGAUAAACUUAAAAAAUUAUAAAAAAUUUGCCGCAAUGUAAUAAAUCAAUUGGCAUACCUAUCACUCCUUGGUUUUGGAAGGGUGACUAAAUAUAUUAUUUGACUGAAAUAUGUUUCAAAAUCUCUAUCAAAGGAGAUAAAUUAUAUUUUGAAGGAGGGUGUUUUAAAGAUGGCUUCAUUUAUAAAAAACUAUCAACUCAUGAAACAAUAAAUUUUGAAAAUUUAUCAUUGUACCUUACACAUGUUGAUGAUCUAUACAUCAAUGGACUUACAUUUUCUGGAAAAACCCAAAUAUCACUUAUACCAUCAUUAUAUUUAACUUUAAUAUAUUAUUCCUUCUUAUUUGGCUUUUCAGGUACCAUAUACAUGAUAUUAAUUUAUUUUAUUUUAUCAAUAAGAAAAAGGAGUGAAAAUUAAUAUGUAUGA
Molecule: messenger RNA, 2414 nt
Organism: Paramecium pentaurelia
Lineage: Eukaryota; Ciliophora; Oligohymenophorea; Peniculida; Parameciidae
Source: the annotation of a GenBank genome assembly